CAAAGCCACAGCGGCCCCACGGCUGGCCCAGGGCUGCCGGCACCAAGGGACUGUGCCCCCCAGCACCACGGGAGGAAGGUCGGGCGCAGGCGUCCCGCAAGCAGAAUGAGAGCAUGGCCGGCCUGCCGUACAUCCCGGGCCCUGAAAACCUGCGCCCCUUCACCCCCGCCUCGCUGGCUGCCAUCGAGCAGCGCAUCGCAGAGGCAGAGGCGCUCAAGCUAAAGAAGCAGCAGGUGGAGAUGCCCGAGGAAGAGGAGCUCAAGCCCAGCAGUGACCUGGAGGCCGGCAAGAACCUGCCCCUCAUCUACGGGGAUCCCCCCUUGGAGCUCAUCGGGACACCCUUGGAGGACCUGGACCCUUUCUACAAGGAUAAGAAGACGUUCAUAGUCCUCAACAAAGGGAAGUCCAUCUUCCGCUUCUCAGCAACUCCUGCACUAUACCUGCUGGGGCCCUUCCACCCCAUCCGGAGAGGAGCCAUCAAAGUGCUCAUCCAUUCAUUAUUCAGCAUGUUCAUCAUGAUCACCAUUUUAACCAACUGUGUGUUUAUGACAAUGAGCAACCCCCCGGCGUGGUCCAAGAACGUGGAAUACACCUUCACUGGAAUAUACACCUUCGAGUCCCUCGUCAAGAUACUGUCAAGAGGUUUCUGCAUCGAUGACUUUACAUUCCUGCGCGACCCGUGGAAUUGGCUGGACUUCAUGGUCAUCUCCAUGGCCUACAUCACUGAGUUUGUGGACCUGGGGAACAUCUCUGCUCUCAGAACCUUCCGUGUCCUCCGUGCCUUGAAAACCAUCACGGUGAUACCAGGGCUGAAGACGAUCGUCGGAGCGCUGAUCCAGUCGGUGAAGAAGCUCUCGGAUGUCAUGAUCCUCACCGUCUUCUGCCUGAGUGUCUUCGCCCUCAUCGGCCUCCAGCUCUUCAUGGGGAACCUCAGGCACAAGUGCGUGCGGUGGCCGCCUCUCAAUGACACUCUGAUGGGAGACUUUGGGCUGGACAACACCACGUUGGCCAACACAACGCUCUAUGGCAACUUCACUGACGGCAUUGAUGGCAACUUCACCAGCAACAGCACCUUUGAUUUCGAAGCCUACAUCAACGACGAAGCAAAUUUCUACUUUCUGGAUGGAGCGCUUGACGCCCUGCUCUGCGGGAACAGCAGCGAUGCUGGGAAGUGCCCAGAGGGGUAUGAGUGCAUGAAGGCGGGGAGGAACCCCAACUAUGGCUACACCAGCUACGACACCUUCAGCUGGGCUUUCCUCUCCCUCUUCCGCCUCAUGACGCAGGACUUCUGGGAGAACCUCUUCCAGCUGACGCUGCGUGCAGCAGGGAAAACGUACAUGAUCUUCUUCGUGGUGGUUAUAUUCCUGGGUUCCUUCUACCUCAUCAACCUCAUCCUGGCCGUGGUGGCCAUGGCCUAUGCAGAGCAAAACGACGCCACGAUGCUGGAGGCGCAGCAGAAGGAGGAGGAGUUCCAGCAGCUGAUGGAACAGCUGAAGAAGCACCAGGAGGAGCAGGAGAAGCAGUUGCAGGACAAGCAGUCCAGCAGCAGUACCCUGCACAGCAGUGUGGCUGGGAAGAAGAGCGACUCGGACCUGAACAGCGACCAGGACAAGGCAAAGGACUGCAAUGGGCAGGUGGUCCCCAAGGUCGUGCUGCAGCGCUCCGCCACGGUGAUCGAAUUCAACCCAGCCAACGAGCCGGAGAAAUCAGACUCCAACCACCUCACUGUGGGCAACCAAGAUGGGCCAGGGCUCGAGAAGAGGGUGGGGAGCGCCAUCAGUGUCAUCUCCAACACCAUGGAAGAGCUGGAGGAAGCUCACCAGAAGUGCCCAUCCUGGUGGUACAAAUUUGCCCACACGUUCCUGGUGUGGGACUGCUGCUUUCCAUGGCUGAAGCUGAAGGAGUUUGUGAAGCUGGUGGUGAUGGACCCCUUCGUGGACCUGGGCAUCACCAUCUGCAUCGUGCUCAACACACUCUUCAUGGCCAUGGAGCACUACCCCAUGACAGAGGAGUUUGAGAACGUGCUGACUGUGGGGAACUUGGUCUUCACGGGCAUCUUCACGGCGGAGAUGGUGCUGAAGCUCAUUGCUCUGGACCCCUACGAGUACUUCCAGCAGGGCUGGAACAUCUUCGACAGCAUCAUCGUCACGCUGAGCCUGGUGGAGCUGGGGCUGGCCAACGUGCAGGGGCUCUCCGUGCUGCGUUCCUUCCGCUUGCUAAGGGUCUUCAAACUGGCCAAGUCUUGGCCCACCCUCAACAUGCUCAUCAAGAUCAUCGGCAACUCAGUGGGCGCGCUGGGGAACCUGACGCUGGUGCUGGCCAUCAUCGUCUUCAUCUUCGCCGUGGUGGGGAUGCAGCUCUUUGGGAAGAGCUACAUGGAGUGCGUCUGCAAGAUCUCCCUUGACUGCACGCUGCCCCGCUGGCACAUGCACGACUUCUUCCACUCCUUCCUCAUCGUCUUCCGCAUCCUCUGCGGGGAAUGGAUCGAGACCAUGUGGGACUGCAUGGAGGUGGCCGGCCAGACCAUGUGCCUCAUCGUCUUCAUGAUGGUCAUGGUCAUCGGGAACCUCGUGGUGCUCAACCUGUUCUUGGCUUUGCUGCUGAGCUCCUUCAGUGCUGACAGCCUGGCAGCCUCUGACGAUGACGGCGAGAUGAACAACCUGCAGAUCGCCAUCGGCCGGAUCACCAGGGGCAUCGACUUUGUCAAAUCUUCUGUCCUCAUGCUGCUCCGAAGGCUGUGGAAGGGCAAAAAGGUGGCCCCAGAGGAAGAGCAGGAGCCCAGCAAGGGGGACAACUCCGUGCUGAACCACGUGGAUAGCGGGCCGGAUCCCAAGCCGGAUUACAUGGACGGAGUCGCAGGGAAGGAAUAUUUGUUGAUGGACAAGCUGGACCACAUGAAUUUCAUCAACAAUCCCAACCUGACUGUGCAGGUCCCCAUCGCCUCGGAGGAGUCCGACCUCUACGAGGAGACGAGCACUCAGUCUGACACCGAGGAUGCCAAGAAUCCCCUUUCCAGCGACAACGCCUCGUCCCUGUGCAGCACUGUGGACUACAAACCACCUCUGCCUGAGGAGGAGGAGGUGGCUGAAGCGGCUGAGGAGAGCAAUGAGCCCGAGGAGUGCUUCACUGAAGGCUGCGUCAAGAGGUUUCCCUGUCUGCACGUGGACAUCACCAGCGACAGAGGGAAGAUCUGGUGGAACAUCCGGAAAACCUGCUUCCGCAUCGUGGAGCACGACUGGUUCGAGACCUUCAUCGUCUUCAUGAUUCUCCUCAGCAGCGGGGCGCUGGCUUUUGAGGACAUCUACAUAGAGCAGCGGAAGGUGAUCCGCACCAUCCUGGAGUACGCCGAUAAGGUCUUCUCCUACGUCUUUGUCAUUGAGAUGCUGCUCAAGUGGGUGGCCUAUGGCUUCAAGGUGUACUUCACCAACGCGUGGUGCUGGCUGGACUUCCUCAUCGUCGAUGUCUCCCUCAUCAGUCUGACAGCCAACUGGUUGGGAUACUCUGAGCUGGGAGCCAUCAAGUCUCUGCGGACACUGAGAGCACUGAGACCUCUACGCGCCCUGUCCAGAUUUGAAGGCAUGAGGGUGGUGGUGAAUGCCUUGCUGGGUGCCAUCCCUUCCAUUAUGAACGUCCUGCUGGUCUGCCUCAUCUUCUGGUUGAUAUUCAGCAUCAUGGGGGUGAACCUCUUUGCGGGGAAGUACUACCGAUGCGUCAACACCACCACGGGGGACCUCUUUGACAUCAGCGUGGUGAACAAUAAGAGCGACUGCAUGGCUCUCCUCCACACCAAUGAGGUCAGAUGGGUCAACGUCAAAGUCAACUUCGACAACGUGGGCUUGGGAUACCUGUCCUUGCUGCAGGUGGCGACCUUCAAAGGUUGGAUGGACAUCAUGUAUGCCGCUGUGGACUCACGUGAGAUUGAAGAGCAGCCAGUGUACGAGAUCAACCUCUACAUGUACAUCUACUUUGUCAUCUUCAUCAUCUUUGGAGCCUUCUUCACCCUCAACCUCUUCAUUGGUGUCAUCAUUGACAACUUCAACCAGCAGAAGAAAAAGUUUGGAGGCAAAGACAUCUUCAUGACGGAAGAGCAGAAGAAAUACUAUAAUGCCAUGAAGAAGCUUGGCUCCAAGAAACCCCAGAAGCCCAUCCCCCGGCCCUCGAACAAGUUUCAAGGGAUGGUGUUUGACUUUGUUACCAAGCAAGUGUUUGACAUAACCAUCAUGAUCCUGAUUUGUCUUAACAUGGUGACCAUGAUGGUCGAAACAGACGAUCAAAGCGAGCUCAAAACAGACAUCCUCUACAAAAUCAACCUGGUCUUCAUCGUCAUCUUCACUGGAGAGUGUGUGCUAAAGAUGUUUGCCUUGCGCUACUACUACUUCACCAUUGGCUGGAACAUCUUUGACUUCGUGGUGGUCAUCCUCUCCAUCGCAGGUAUUGUCCUCUCAGACAUCAUAGAGAAGUACUUUGUGUCACCCACGCUCUUCAGGGUCAUCAGGCUGGCGAGGAUUGGCCGCGUCCUCCGGCUGAUCCGAGGAGCUAAAGGCAUCCGGACACUGCUCUUCGCUCUCAUGAUGUCCCUCCCUGCCCUGUUCAACAUCGGCCUCCUGCUCUUCCUCGUCAUGUUCAUCUACUCUAUCUUCGGGAUGUCCAACUUCGCCUACGUAAAGAAGGAGGCAGGGAUCGAUGACAUCUUCAACUUCGAGACUUUUGGGAACAGCAUCAUCUGCCUCUUCCAGAUCACCACGUCGGCCGGAUGGGAUGGGCUGCUCAGCCCGAUCCUAAACAGCGGUCCCCCCGACUGCGACCCCAACCUGGAGAACCCUGGCAGCUCGAUAAAGGGCAACUGUGGCAAUCCAUCCAUCGGCAUCUUCUUCUUCUGCAGCUACAUCAUCAUCUCCUUCCUCAUCGUGGUCAACAUGUACAUCGCCAUCAUCCUGGAGAACUUCAAUGUGGCCACGGAAGAGAGCAGCGAGCCCCUCUGCGAAGACGAUUUUGAGAUGUUUUAUGAAAUCUGGGAGAAGUUUGACCCGGAUGCCACCCAGUUCAUUGCGUACAGCACUUUGUCUGACUUUGUGGACACCCUACAGGAGCCGCUCAGAAUUCCCAAGCCGAACAAGAUCAAGCUGAUCACCAUGGAUUUACCAAUGGUCGCUGGGGACAAAAUCCACUGCCUGGACAUCCUCUUUGCCCUGACCAAGGAAGUGCUGGGAGACUCCGGAGAGAUGGACGCCUUGAAGGACACCAUGGAGGAGAAGUUCAUGGCUGCCAACCCCUCAAAGGUCUCCUAUGAACCCAUCACCACCACUCUGAAGAGGAAACACGAGGAGGUGUGCGCAACGAAAAUCCAGCGGGCGUUCCGGAGGUAUCUGCUGAGGCGCUCGGUCAAGCAGGCGUCCUACAUGUACCGGCACAGCAAGGACGAAGAGGCGCUGAUUGGGGACGCCCCUGAGAAGGAAGGUCUGAUUGCAACCAAAAUGCAUGAGAUGUAUGGGAACAGUGGGACCGAUGCGGAGAUGGGCGCUGCUAUUGAUCUCACACCCGUCCCGAGCUCAGAGACUCAAAGUGCUCCCGUAGAAGCAAAGCCACCGGGUGGGCAGCGCGUCGUGAAGGAGUCAUUGGUAUAACAGAGAGCGACUCCUGCUUCCUGGCAUCUGAAAAGACUCUGUUUGUAUCUCCUCUUCAAGAAACCUUCCGUGUUCAGGUCAAUAGGUCUUAGAUGUUGAGCUGAUUUCGGAUGUUUCAAGCUGACACCUUCAUCUUCUGAGCGGGAUCUCCUCCUGAUCCUUUUUUAUAGCUCACUGCACUCGCGAAGAGUUGGAUAUUUUUCUUAUGUGAUUGAAAUCUCUCUGUUGUUGGUGAAAGAGAAACAUUUUAGUUUUGACAUGAUCUAAUCGCGGUAACGACGUUCUUCAGUCAUUAACAGACGAGUACGGCUGUCCUUUUACUUCAGGUAAUUGUUCAUUAAUGUUAUUUCACAAUUUCUUGCGUAUGACUCCCCCAGAGGGGGCCGGUGAAAGAUGAGCCAAGUGAAAUAACAUCAAGAACAAUUACAGAAAGGUUUAUGUGAACAAAAAUCUCCAAAGUCUUAAAGUCGCACCCUUCUUUGGGAUCUUUUAAUAAGCUCUAUGGAUUUGUUUUACUUUUUGUUAUCUACGAAGAAAGUGCAAUGAUGUCUUAAACAUUUGUUUGCAUCGCCCAAACAAAGCAUCCGCAGAUACGUUCUCAGGGGUAAAUAUCGGGUGUUAAAGGUCUCGGAAUACGCAUCGAAAUCAUAAAUCAUUCAGGUCUCCAUGGUUCAAAUGUAAACUCCAUUUCUAUUCAUACUCCUCUUCUGUUUUUCCCGUUCCAUCCAGAUUUCGUGGCAUGAAAGUGAUGGGCAGAGGUGGUCUCCUCCGGGAAUUCCUUGUAACAAAACCACUUUGAGCCCUACAGCAAGCGGAAAUUAGUAUUAAUUAAGGAGACGUAUCCCUGGGGUCUGGGGAAUGGUCUUUGCGUUGAGUUGCUCCAAUGGGGCCCCAUAAGUCUUGAGAUCAAAACAACCACGAACCAAAACCUCUUCCACUUAAAACAAGGGCUGCUGCGUGAAGCCAAAGAGUCUGUCUUUUUUCCUCUUCCUUUUCUGUUUUUUAUUAUUAUUAUUAUUAUUAUUAUUAUUAAUUAUUCUUCCUUCUUCCUCGGGCUGGUUUUGGCUCCCAGCCGUUGCGGAUGCCCUGUGGCACCCCAUGGAGCUCGGUGGGUCCCCGUGUGUUCGGCCGGGCGCUUUCCGGCCCGGGUUGAGGUUCACAAUGAAUGCUGCUUGUAUGUACGUGUCGUCGGUGACGGGAAAAUGCCAAAGAGCAGAGUUUGUGUGAGCUAAAGCCAUUUUUCUUUGUACAUUUCAUAAAAUAAACAACCGUGAACGGUCUCUUAUUACAAUA
Molecule: messenger RNA, 6917 nt
Organism: Numida meleagris (helmeted guineafowl)
Lineage: Eukaryota; Metazoa; Chordata; Aves; Galliformes; Numididae
Gene: SCN4A
Product: sodium voltage-gated channel alpha subunit 4
Exons: 26
Coding region: 114-5624 (1836 amino acids)
Biological process (GO): membrane depolarization during action potential; neuronal action potential; sodium ion transmembrane transport
Cellular component (GO): plasma membrane; voltage-gated sodium channel complex; axon
Molecular function (GO): voltage-gated sodium channel activity; protein binding
Source: RefSeq, a predicted model, not a curated record